UCGGGCGACAACAAAACACAUCAUCCGUGCGCCGGAAGUAGUUUCUGUACAGGACGACAGGAAUCUGGCUGAUUCAUUGUUGGUUUGACUUGACUGAAGAAAGAAACACAGACUUUUCUAAAAACCCGAAAUAUCUGACAACAGAUUUCGAUAUGGACCGGCUGCUGAGGCUCGGAGGGGGAAUGCCAGGGCUUGGCCAGGGCCCCCCAACAGAUGCCCCUGCUGUGGACACGGCAGAGCAGGUUUACAUCUCCUCUCUGGCUCUCCUCAAGAUGUUGAAGCAUGGACGUGCUGGUGUACCGAUGGAGGUCAUGGGACUGAUGCUGGGAGAAUUUGUGGAUGACUACACAGUGCGAGUGAUCGAUGUGUUUGCCAUGCCCCAAUCAGGAACAGGUGUGAGUGUUGAAGCAGUGGACCCGGUGUUCCAAGCCAAGAUGUUGGACAUGCUGAAGCAGACUGGAAGACCAGAGAUGGUGGUGGGAUGGUACCACAGUCACCCUGGGUUCGGCUGCUGGUUGUCCGGCGUGGACAUCAACACACAGCAGAGCUUUGAGGCCCUGUCAGAGCGCGCCGUCGCUGUGGUGGUUGACCCCAUUCAGAGCGUCAAGGGAAAGGUUGUUAUUGAUGCCUUCAGAUUGAUCAAUGCCAACAUGAUGGUGUUGGGUCAUGAACCAAGACAAACAACAUCCAACCUGGGUCAUCUGAACAAGCCCUCAAUCCAGGCUCUGAUUCAUGGACUGAACAGACACUACUACUCCAUCACCAUCAAUUACAGGAAAAAUGAGCUGGAGCAGAAGAUGCUGCUGAACCUGCAUAAGAAGAGCUGGAUGGAGGGCCUGACCCUGCAGGACUACAGCGAGCACUGCAAGCUCAACGAGACCAUCGUCAAGGAAAUGCUGGAGCUGGCUAAGAACUACAAUAAGGCCGUUGAAGAGGAGGACAAAAUGACCCCAGAGCAGCUGGCUAUCAAGAAUGUUGGAAAACAGGAUCCCAAGAGGCACUUGGAGGAGCACGUAGACGUUUUAAUGACUUCCAACAUCGUUCAGUGCCUAGCUGCCAUGUUGGAUACCGUAGUUUUCCAGUAACGGGCCUGUGUGUAUAACUGUUAAUAUUGCAACCCUUGUUUUCUUUUAUAUAAAAUAAAUGUAUGAUUGAAAUGAA
Trematomus bernacchii (emerald rockcod) is the source of this 1161-nucleotide messenger RNA. It is a transcript of the gene psmd14, whose product is annotated as proteasome 26S subunit, non-ATPase 14. Gene Ontology annotation, biological process: proteasome-mediated ubiquitin-dependent protein catabolic process; protein deubiquitination. Gene Ontology annotation, cellular component: proteasome regulatory particle, lid subcomplex. The transcript is spliced from 11 exons. The record is from RefSeq and is a predicted model, not a curated record. The coding region runs from base 153 to 1085 and encodes 310 amino acids. Gene Ontology annotation, molecular function: metallopeptidase activity; proteasome binding; protein binding. Lineage: Eukaryota; Metazoa; Chordata; Actinopteri; Perciformes; Nototheniidae.